UCCUUCCACCGCCCCCUUCCAACCUAAGCUAGAGCCAGUGGGCCUCCGGCCUAACAGAGCUUUUGCCAUGGCCCUCAGCGAUGCUGACGUGCAAAAGCAGAUUAAGCAUAUGAUGGCUUUUAAACAAGAAGCCAAUGAGAAAGCAGAGGAAAUAGAUGCGAAGGGAGAGGAAGAGUUCAACGUCGAGAAAGGUUGUCUUGUGCAAACCCAAAGACUGAAGAUUAUGGAAUACUAUGAGAAGAAAGAAAAGCAGAUUGAGCAGCAGAAGAAAAUUCAGAUGUCUAAUUUGAUGAAUCAAGCAAGGCUCAGAGUCCUCAGAGCAAGAGAUGACCUUAUUACAGAGCUACUAAAUGAAGCAAAACAGAGACUCAGCAAAGUGGUAAAAGAUACAACCAGGUACCAGAUGCUGCUGGAUGGACUGGUCCUUCAGGGUUUGUACCAAUUGUUAGAGCCCCGAAUGAUUGUUCAUUGCAGGAAGCAGGAUUUCCCUCUGGUAAAGGCUGCAGUGCAAAAAGCAAAUCCUAUGUACAAAAUUGCCACCAAAAAAGAUGUUGAUGUCCAAAUUGAUCAGGAGGCCUACCUGCCUGAGGAAAUAGCUGGUGGAGUUGAGAUGUAUAAUGGGGAUUGUAAAAUAAAAGUUUCCAAUACCCUAGAAAGCCGGCUGGAUCUCAUAGCCCAGCAGAUGUUGCCAGAAGUACGGGGAGCCUUAUUUGGUGCAAAUGCCAACAGGAAGUUUUUGGACUAAACCUUUGGGCAAGGUGGAGUUCAUCCACUGCUCACCUGCUGUCAUGCGGAAGUUUCUGAUAUUUGAAGAAACAAGAUAUCUGUGUGGCUUCCCCUUCGCUCUUCUAAUAUUCUGCAUUUAUCAGUGGAUCCUCUCUGUAGCUAAUGCCCGUGGCCUAAUUGUUAACAUGAGAGAAAGUUUCACUUACUAUGAUCAGGAAACGUCCUUCUUAGCUUAUCUGAAAGUAGCACAACUUUCAUUUGCUUCUGUAGCAUGAAGGUGAGGGUAUCAGAUGGUGGUUACUGGAGCUUCCCCGAGUCUCUGCUCUUCCUCUCGUCUUUUGCUGUCAGUUCUCGAGUCUAGAGGGUGAUGUGUAUGGUGUUCUCUGACAUUCAGUCUCUGCACUUUAGGCUUCAGAUGCAUGGGGAGCAUGCAUUCCUGCCAGCACUGGUAGCUUCACUGUUAACCUGUCUGGGCCUAGAAGCAUUUCUCAUCUGUAAAUGUGAUUUUAAAUCUAAGCCAUGAAUCGGUCUUAUUUAUUAAAACAAAAGGUUUACAUGGAAAAAAAAA
Mirounga angustirostris (Northern elephant seal) is the source of this 1294-nucleotide messenger RNA. Its product is annotated as V-type proton ATPase subunit E 1-like. Gene Ontology annotation, biological process: proton transmembrane transport. Gene Ontology annotation, molecular function: proton-transporting ATPase activity, rotational mechanism. The record is from RefSeq and is a predicted model, not a curated record. NCBI's taxonomy places the organism in Eukaryota, Metazoa, Chordata, Mammalia, Carnivora, Phocidae. Gene Ontology annotation, cellular component: proton-transporting two-sector ATPase complex, catalytic domain.